AAACCAUUCAAAGCGGAUUUAUUACGAGGGGAUUUAAACAUUACAACGUUUCCACGAUAAUAUAAAUAUUUACAAAAGAUAUGAAGACGAAACCUUUGACAAAAUAAUCUUUGUAAUGUUAUCUGAUAGUUGAGGAUAUUUAUUUGAUAAUUACCUAUUUGAAAAAUACUGAAAAAUACAUGGAUGAGUAAAAUCUCAAACAGUCAGAGAAGGAUCUUGCUAAUUCAGUAAUUGCUUGAUGUAAUUGUAAAAAUAGACUGUAGGACAAUGUGUGAUCUAAUGGAGUAAACUUGAUAUAUUAAGUUUCAUGUACUUUAAUUAAGAAGGUAUAAUUAAGACAAAACAUCAACAAUUAGAAUCUGUUGUAUUUUGUAAGCUUAGGAAGUUUAUAAAAAAUAGAAAAAUGGAUGGAAACAGAACGUUCCUAAUUUUAUGGAUAUUUUUACAUUUUAUCGGAAUAUGUCACAUGGCCGAUCCAGUCUUCAACCCAGAAACAUUAAAUGACAGUUUGGGAAAUUACGCUGAUGCAAAUAGCAAUAUUACUUUUGCACCAGUACCAGCAAGCAGUGAAUACCAGACUGAUUCCACAUAUGAUGUUGGGGGUCUAGGGGUAUUUUACGACAUGACCAGAGGAUUUCUCAAUGUCAUCCAGCCUAAUGACUUUCCCUAUGACAUAAUUGGUGGUGUUGUAGGUGGCACAUAUGACAUCAUGGCAAAUAUAAUGAAUGUUGUGAUGUACAUCCUUGGCUUCGCAAUAUGUUUUGUCAUCGGCAUCCUCUUCAUGAUCAUCAUGCCCAUCGCUGGCUGCUGCAUGCUAUGCUGUCGUUGUUGCUGCGGUGGCUGUGGGGGAAGUCUCAGAGCAAAGCACAGUGAAAGCGCCAGCUGCAAGAAGAUCGUCUUCUCAAUUGUUCUACUACUAAUGGCAUUAUUAAUGGGGAGUGGUAUCAUAUGUACAUAUAUCAGUAACAGUCACAUGACAACUGCGCUUGGCCAAUUCCCCAAGUCUGUAACAACCAAUCUUGCUGACAUCAACACAUUCAUGAAUGACACAGUUGGCCAAAUCAAGUAUGCAGCUAUAGAUGAGUUUGGCUUUACAAAAUCUGUCAUAUUUAGGGACCUUGACAAUAUUGGUGUAUUGAUGGGAGUUCCACUUAGGGAUGAGAUAGCUACUACAGGGGGUGUGGAUGCAGCAUUAGACAGCAUUGCGGCUCUGGAUGGAUCUAUUUCCACACUAAAUGCUCAGAUGGUCAUUGUGAAUGCCAGCAUUGCUGACUUCGGAAGUAAGGUUGAUGCUCUUAAGGCAGCUUUAGCUAAUAAGAAAACAGACAUAGAUAGUACUUUGGUUGAUCCUGGCUGUAACGCCGCUGGAUGUGGUACCCUUGACACAUCAGUCUUGGCUGUUGAUGCAGAUUCUGCAAAUUUGCCAGACUUUAGCUCUCAGAUGAGCAUGAUGGACAGUGUUAGUGGAGGUGAUAGCCUUACUUCAAUGGCUAAUGAGGGUCGGGCAAAUUUUUAUGAUACACCUAAUAAAGUGCAGAAUGAGUCUGCAGCUACAAUUGCAACUAUGAAGACAAUGAUCAAUGAUUUUGAUACGACCAUAUCAGAUGCCCUGAACCCUAUAGAGGACAUGAUCAGUGGUAUCAGUGGGGAUUCCAGUCCAUUAGCAGGUGUUAAUACUCAAGUGGAUGACAUAUUUGGCAUGAUAACACCUUAUGACCAAUACAGAUGGUAUGCAGGUAUUGGACUGUGCUCUCUCAUAGCCCUAAUCGUAUUGUUGCUAAUAAUUGGCGUGGUGAUGGGGCUAAUAGGCUCUUCGGGUGACCCUUAUCCGACCAACAGAGGAUGUGUUUCAGACAGCGGAGGCAGAAUGCUACUAGCGGCAACUGGCUUUAUGUUCAUUUUCUCAUGGCUGUUGAUGCUACUAAUCAGCAUCUUAUUUAUGGUUGGAGGCAACUUAGAAAAGGUUCUCUGUCAACCAAUCAUGGACCCUGAAUACAAGAUUUUUAAUAAUUUAUUGGAUGGUCCAGCCAGUCCUCUGGGUGAUGGAACAGGGGGAUCAGUGCUUGGCAACCUGCUUCUACAAACCAGUACCAUCAACCUAACAUUUGCAGGCAUUCUAGAUGAUUGUAAGAAUGGAGUGAGUGCAUACAAGGCCCUCAAGCUUAGUGCAAUGUUUGACAUUGCCAAUGUCACCGACUACAAAAGUCAAUUUGAUUUAGAUGCUGAGAUUGAUAAAUUGAAUGUUGACCUGUCUGCGGUGAGCAUAUUUGACGCAAAUACAGAGGCGACUCUCAAUGACUUCAGGGAUUCUCUCAAUGUUGACUUUAACAGCUUUAUAACAGAGCUAAGUAAAAAUUCUACACAAAUUGGUUUGGAGGACUUUGCUGUGUCAUUGGAAACCUUGAGAGAUGCUACCACUCCAUCACCAAACAGUGCAGGAGUAAUAAGUGAUUUCACAACACAUGCAUCUGAUAUAAGAGCCAUUGAAACCACUGAGCAAGCUGAUGUAGAUACUGCCAAGGCUCAGCUUAUAACAGACCUGAACAAUUUCCAGGCAGCUAUAGCAUCAGUGCCGGCCCAGAUUAACACCACUAUAGAUACAGCCAAAGCCAUGGAGUCUUAUGUCCAGAAUAAUGCAAGUGCUACCAUACAAAAACAUGCAAGGCUAUUUGGCGAUCGCAUCCUUGGCACUGUGGACAGUUUUAUAGCUUUUGUGCUGAAUGCUGUAAAUGAGGAUAUUGGGAAGUGUACUCCAAUAUGGAACCUGUAUAACUCCAUAUUUGGUAUUGCUCUCUGUGGAUAUCUUGUGGAUGCUAUGAAUGGCUUUUGGUUUGGACUUGGCUGGUGUGUCUUCUUCUUUAUUCCGUCCAUCGUAUUUUCUGUCCUGUUACAGAAAUAUUUCCGCAACAUGAAGUCUGCUGAAGGUUUCCCUGUAGAUAACAAUUAUGGUACAAAGGAGGGGCCUCCAUUCUCCAACAAGAUCGCCCAUAAUGAUACCCCAGUGUAACUCCUAAGAAAAGCAAUACCAGAUGCCAAAGCUUAGCAAUAUCAGAUGCCAUA
Molecule: messenger RNA, 3060 nt
Organism: Owenia fusiformis
Lineage: Eukaryota; Metazoa; Annelida; Polychaeta; Sabellida; Oweniidae
Source: the annotation of a GenBank genome assembly